UUGACUUCUUCUUGACACCUCAUCCGAUCCUUGACUUGACCGAGACACCGACGAGGACAACGACAAACAGCUAGGGCUACCGACAGUAUCAGCCCUACUGGAGCUUCCAUUGUGCGACAAUGUACCGCCGGCCAGUUGCUUCCCUGGCUGGGCGGGCCCGAUUCUCGACCAGUCGACCACAGUCGCUCCUCCCGCUUGCACAACAGGCACAGCGUCCCGUUAGCACCAACCAUGCUCGGCUAUUGCACUCGACCUCGCAGUCGCCCAAGCCCGCGCCCACCUCCUCGAAGCUGGCCCAGGUGGCUGAGGAGAUGAACCCGGUGUCGACUGGGCUCAAGAAGUGGACGAGCUACCUGCCAAAGGUGGAGCGGGCCGACGUGAAGAAAGUUCUUCUCGUCGGUUCCGGCGGUCUGAGCAUCGGCCAGGCGGGUGAAUUCGACUACAGCGGCUCUCAGGCCAUCAAGGCACUCAAGGAGUCUGGCAUCGAGACGAUUCUCAUCAACCCAAACAUUGCCACGAUCCAGACGAGCCACUCGCACGCCGACCAGAUCUACUUUUUGCCCAUCUCACCCGACUAUGUCGCCUACGUUCUCGAAAAGGAGCGGCCCGACGGCGUGCUCCUCACCUUUGGAGGCCAGAGCGCCCUCAACGUGGGUGUUAAGCUCGACGAGAUGGGUGUCUUUGAGCGCCUCGGCGUCCAGGUCCUCGGCUCCCAGGUCGACGUGCUGCGCAUGUGCGAGGAUCGCGACCUGUUCGUCCAGGCCCUGGACCAGAUCAACAUCCCCGUCGCCAAGUCGGAGGCCGUCUCGACGGUCAACCAGGCGCUCAAGGCUGCCGAAAAGAUUGGGUACCCCGUCAUCGUCCGUGCCGCCUACGCGCUCGGUGGUCUCGGCUCGGGCUUUGCAGACAACGAAGAUGAGCUGCGGGACUUGUCGGCUCGGUCGCUCUCGCUGAGCCCGCAGAUCCUCGUCGAAAAGAGUCUCAAGGGGUGGAAGGAGAGCGAGUACGAGGUGCUGCGAGACCAGGAGGACAACGCCAUCAUUUGCUGCAACAUGGAGAACUUCGACCCGCUCGGUAUUCACACAGGUGACUCCAUCGUCGUCGCUCCCUCGCAGACGCUGUCCGACGACAACUACCACAUGCUCCGCACUGCUGCCCUCAAGGUCAUUCGGCACUUGGGCAUCGUCGGCGAGUGCAACAUCCAGUACGCCCUCGAUCCCAACAGCCGAGACUACCGAGUCAUCGAGGUGAACCCUCGAUUGAGUCGAUCGAGCGCGCUGGCGUCCAAGGCCACGGGCUACCCGCUGGCCUACACCGCAGCCAAGCUCGCUCUCGGCCACACACUGCCUGAGCUGCCCAACGCCGUGACAAAGACGACGACGGCAUGCUUCGAGCCCUCGCUGGACUACAUUGUGACCAAGAUUCCCAAGUGGGAUCUGUCCAAGUUCCAGCACGUCAACCGAGAGGUGGGCUCGAGCAUGAAGUCGGUCGGCGAGGUCAUGGCCAUCGGCAGGACGUUUGAAGAGUCGCUGCAAAAGGCCAUUCGACAGGUGGCGCCCAACUACGAUGGCUUUGCUGCCUACGUCGCACCAGAGGACCUCGACAGGGCCCUGUCGGUGCCCGAGGACACGCGCCUGUUUGCCAUUGCCCACGCCAUGCUCAACAAGGGCUACGACGUCGAGAGGCUGCACGAGCUGACCAAGAUCGACCGAUUCUUCCUCUUCAAGCUCGACAACAUCGUCCAGAUCCACCGCCAGCUCAAGGAUCUCGGCUCCAUCGAAGCGGUGGACAAGGACCUGAUGAAGCUGGCCAAGCAGCGCGGCUUCUCGGACCGCCAGAUUGCCCAGCUGACGGGCUCAAAGGAGGACGUGGUGCGCAGGCACCGAAAGGCGCUCGGUCUUACGCCCUUUGUCAAGCGCAUUGACACGGUGGCUGCCGAGUACCCUGCCCAGACCAACUACCUCUACACUACGUACAAUGCCUCGACGCACGACGUUGAGUUUGACGAGCACGGCACCAUGGUCCUCGGUUCGGGUGUCUACCGGAUCGGCAGCUCAGUCGAGUUUGACUGGUGCGCCGUUACAUGCGCCCGCAGGGUGAGAAACAUGGGCCACAAGACGAUCAUGAUCAACUACAACCCCGAGACGGUCAGCACCGACUUUGACGAGGCCGACCGGCUGUACUUUGAGGAGCUGGGCUUUGAGCGUGUCAUGGACAUCUACGAGCUCGAGGGCGCCACGGGCGUCGUUGUGUCUGUUGGUGGUCAGCUGCCGCAGAACAUUGCUCUCAGGUUGAAGGACUCGGGCGUCAAGGUGCUCGGAACAGACCCGUCCAAGAUCGACUCUGCCGAGGACAGGCACAAGUUCUCUCAGAUCCUCGACUCGAUCGACGUCGAUCAGCCAGAGUGGAUCGAGGCUACGAGCGUCGACGUCGCAAAGGAGUUUGCCAACAAGGUCUCCUACCCCGUCCUCGUGCGCCCCUCGUACGUCCUGUCGGGCGCGGCCAUGAACGUUAUCUGGGACGAGAGCACCCUUGAGCACCACCUCACGGCUGCGGCAGAGGUCAACACCGACUACCCCGUCGUGCUGACCAAGUUCAUCGCAAACGCACAGGAGAUUGACAUUGACGCCGUUGCUCACAAGGGCGAGCUCCUCGUCCACGCAGUCUCCGAGCACGUCGAGAACGCUGGUGUGCACUCGGGCGAUGCUACGCUCGUGCUGCCUCCCUUCUCGCUCGACCGCAACGAUCUGGCACGGCUCAAGGUCAUUGCGCAAAAGGUGGCCAAGGCCUUUGAGAUUUCUGGUCCUUUCAACAUGCAGAUCAUCCGCAAACCAGCUCAGGACGGCGAGGCAGAGGCAGCGCUCAAGGUGAUUGAGUGCAACCUCCGAGCAAGUCGAAGUUUCCCCUUCGUCAGCAAGGUCCUCGGCGUCAACUUCAUCGAUGUGGCUACGUGUGCCAUCGUGGGCAAGGAUGUGCCAGAGCCCAUCGAUGUGAUGCAGAAGCAGCGCGACUACGUGGCCAUUAAAGUGCCGCAGUUCUCUUGGACCCGAUUGGCGGGCGCAGACCCGUACCUGGGCGUCGAAAUGGCGAGCACGGGCGAGAUUGCGGCGUUUGGCAAGGACAUCAAGGAGGCCUACUGGGCCAGCAUCGCUUCCCAGACUGGCUGGCGUGUGCCGGAAGCCCGCAAGGGUGUGCUGCUGGGCGGAAGCAAAGAGGUGCCGGAGCUCGGCCAGGUGGCCAAGAAGCUCUACGACCUCGGCUUCAAGCUGUACUGCUCCAAUGCAGAGGUUGAGCAGUUCCUCAACGAGAUCCCCCACGUGCGCGCCACCCGGAUCUGGUUCCCGCUCAAGGACAAGAGGAAGCUGCGCGAGGUGUUUGACGACCACGAGAUCCAGUUUGUCGUCAACCUGGCCCAGCAGCGCGGCAAGGACACCGUCGAUGAGGACUACGUCGCCCGCCGAAACGCAGUCGACUUUGGCCUGCCGCUCGUGACGGAGCCCCGCUGUGCGCUGCUGUUUGCCGAGACGCUUGAGUACAAGAUGCCGAUGGGCUGCCUCCGGCCCUACGAGGAGGGCCGCAUCCCGCCAGAGGUCAAGCCGUGGAAGGAGUGGGUGCCAGAGUCGGUUCAUUAGGGCAGUCUUGUUCUUUCUUCGUCAGUCAGUGUGCAUAGAGAUUGGACGGAAAAAAAAUAAUGCGAUUGUUUAGCAACCUCUU
Molecule: messenger RNA, 3714 nt
Organism: Acaromyces ingoldii
Lineage: Eukaryota; Fungi; Basidiomycota; Exobasidiomycetes; Exobasidiales; Cryptobasidiaceae
Product: putative arginine-specific carbamoyl-phosphate synthetase, ammonia chain
Exons: 1
Coding region: 120-3632 (1170 amino acids)
Biological process (GO): UTP biosynthetic process; 'de novo' pyrimidine nucleobase biosynthetic process; L-citrulline biosynthetic process
Cellular component (GO): cytoplasm; cytosol
Molecular function (GO): metal ion binding; dihydroorotase activity; ATP binding
Source: RefSeq, a predicted model, not a curated record